AUCGCAGGUCAUCACCGCACCACACGACUGCCAUCCAUUUCAACUCAUCAUGAGUAUUUACACUUACAUCGGUGUGCCGCUGUCCUUCCUGAGUGGGAUUUGGAUCCCAUGCACUUUGCUUUGUUGCAUACCGUGGGUGCAGAAACAGAUGCUCUACCUGCACAGCAUAACGUUUUCCCCCGGAAAGUGGUUAACCGAACCUGAACGGGCAGGCUUCUUGAAGAAUCAAGUCACGCCCUUCCGCAUCGCAACCGAGGAUGGCGAGAGUCUCUUCGCAUGGCUCGUCGCGCCUCUCGGCAUCUAUGCCAGACACGCCGACGACUUCAUUCAAGAGCCGUCCGGGGUCGAAGAUAUCGAAGAGAAGCUUGCGUUUAGGAUUUUGAAAAACGACCCAGACGCCAGGCUGCUAAUCUACUUCCAUGGCAACAGCGCCACUAUUGCGCAACAGAGGCGAACCGAGGAGUAUCGCUCGUUUUCUUCUGGAGCGUCAGAGAAGAUCUUUAUUUUAGCCUUCGACUAUCGUGGUUUCGGUGCUUCGACAGGUACUCCGUCGGAGCUCGGACUUCUGAACGAUGCUGCGGCUGUCGUCGAUUGGGCACUGAAUAGAUGCAGGAUACCGCCAGAUCGCAUUGUACUUCUAGGCCACUCGCUGGGGACAGCUGUUGUCGCUGGAGUCGCCCAUCAUUACUCUAAGCUAGGCGUAGCGUUCGCCGGCCUGAUCUUGUGCGCUGCUUUUACCAAUGCUGGCAGCGCUUUCUCCUCAUAUUCGAUUGGCGGUCUCAUCCCGGUGCUCGCACCUGUCAAGCUGUCUGCUACUUUCCAAACGUGGUUCAGUCGAAGAAUGGAGGACACAUGGCGUACAGACGAUCGCCUGGGUCAUCUCACGCGCACAUGCUCACGACUUCGAUUAGUGCUAGUGCACGCUGAGGAUGACCAAACGAUGCCCUGGAACCAGACCGAGGAGCUGUUCAAAUCCACCUUGAAAGCUGCGAGUGAGAAUGGCCUCAACGACGAAGCCGGAGCGAUCAACGGUCCCGAGGUCCGUGAUCUAGGCGAAGCAGGCAGACAAGAGAUUUGGCAAAAUGGAUCAUGCUCCAUCUCAAAAACGAUUGCGAAGCACGGCGAUCACAACCAAAUCAUGACCUGGUCGCCGGUCGCUCUUGCUAUUCUCCAAGUUUUCGGCCUCGCAGCCUCCACAGCGCGCUUGUAGCGUCGUAGUCUCAUAGCUUGGUACGCAAAUGCCACACCGAAACAAGAGGGCCAACAAUGGGGCUCAUGUGCGUCACUUUACUCCACGCUCCGUGGAGCCGCAUGACGCCGAAAGCGUCCGUAGGGAGCCGGAAAGGAUACAAAGGCCAGCACACGCUACACCAGUACUGUCUUACUUUGUGCUUCACGGUUUCU
Messenger RNA from Cucurbitaria berberidis CBS 394.84, 1404 nucleotides. RefSeq names its product alpha/beta-hydrolase. The transcript has 5 exons. Bases 50 to 1210 code for a protein of 386 amino acids. NCBI's taxonomy places the organism in Eukaryota, Fungi, Ascomycota, Dothideomycetes, Pleosporales, Cucurbitariaceae. The record is from RefSeq and is a predicted model, not a curated record.